Branchiostoma belcheri (Belcher's lancelet) is the source of this 993-nucleotide messenger RNA. Its product is annotated as cell wall protein IFF6-like. Gene Ontology annotation, molecular function: signaling receptor binding. The record is from RefSeq and is a predicted model, not a curated record. NCBI's taxonomy places the organism in Eukaryota, Metazoa, Chordata, Leptocardii, Amphioxiformes, Branchiostomatidae. Bases 1 to 993 code for a protein of 330 amino acids. Gene Ontology annotation, cellular component: endomembrane system. The transcript has 2 exons.
AUGACAAUAAUUUGGUAUAAGAGGAGGAUCAGUGGUGAUGAACACCAGUAUGAGGAUGUUGACAAUGUUCAGACAGGGCAAGUUCAGUCUCAGGCUAAUAAUACUAGUAUUCAAUCUCUGAAUGUUGGAAAUCUAUCCAAUGACCAAGUGCCACAUACAUACGCCUACAUAAAGGACCCAGUAGACACGACCAAUAAUCAUGAUCAGACAGGGCAGGGUCAGUCUCAGGCUAAUAAUAUUCAGUCUCUGAAUGUUGAAAAUCUAUCCGAUGACCAAGUGCCACAUACAUACGCCUACAUAAAGGACCCUAUAGAAACGACCAGUGAUCAGACAGGGCAGGGCAAGUCUCAGGCCAUCACUGAUUCCAACACAACAGGUACUGUGGUGACCAGUAGUGAUGAUAACCAGUAUGUGGAUAUGGACAAUCAUGUUACGACUGGGCAGGGUCAGUCUGAGGCCAUCACUGAAUCCAACACAAACACUACAGCUACUGUAAUGACCAGUAAUCAUCAUUACCAAAAUGAAAACAUUGAAAACCAUAAUUAUACCAAUACUGGACACGGUCAGUCUCAGGCCAUCACUGAAUACAACACAAACAAUACAGCUACUGUAAUGACCAAUGAUCAUUAUUACCAAAAUGAAAACACUGAAAACCAUUAUUCCAAUACAGGGCACAAUCAGUCUCAGACCAACACUGAAUCCAACACAAACACCACAGCUACUGUAGUGACCAAUGGUCAUGAUCAGAAAGGGCAGGGUCGACAGUCUCAGACCAACACUGAAUCCAACAUAAACACCACAGCUAUUCUAGUGACCAGUGGUCAUGAUCAGACAGGACAGGGUCAGUCUCAGACCAACACUGAAUCCAACAUAAACACCACAGCUAUUCUAGUGACCAGUGGUCAUGAUCAGACAGGGCAGGGUCAGUCCAAGGCUAUCACUGAAUCCUUGGAUGCUACAAAUCUGUCUUAUGCUUUACACAAGUUCAGAUGA